AGUCGUUUAUUUUCCCGUUGCACAUGGUCGAAUAAGGGCGGCACUGUUGAGAUGGGGCCUGCAUUUUAUAUCUUGUGUAGUCUUCUGCUGGUCAAUUCUGCUUUUGCUGAAGUGACUAACGUUAACGUUUACGAGUUUUGUUCUGCAGUUUUAGCAGACAGCACUGCGAAAUACCCCAAAGUUCCGAAACUUGGUGUAUGCAAUCCAGCGGCUUGCAGAGGAAGAACGGGUCGGAAGGGAUCUCGAGGAGACAAUGGAAAAGAUGGAAUGGUUGGACAAAAAGGCGACCCGGGUAUACAGGGACCAAAGGGAGAACCUGCUGAUUCAAGACAAGUUUCUGCGUUAGAAGAAAAAGUCAGAAUGCUUGAAGAGAAACUAGACAAAAGAUUCGACCUUAUUCCAAAGUUGCUUUACUGUUCAAUGGGAAUGAAGAAUUACGAAAUCCAGACAAAUGCAAUCACGUCAUCAUCCGACUACGAUAUCAUGCAUUCCCCAUAUUUUGGUAGAUUGGAUGCAAUUGAUGAACGAUCUUUACUUGAUCGAGAAUUGACAGACUCUGAAUCUUGGAGAAAAAGUGUUGGAGCUUGGUGCCCGAAACCAAAAGAUCCUGUUCCUACCAAUGAGUGGAUUCAAAUUGAUCUUGGGUCUUCGAUGUCAGUUGGAGGAAUUGUAACCCAGGGAAGACCAGUUACUGUUAAAAACGAUCAACAUUGGGUUGAAACUUAUAAAGUGUCGUGUGGUACAACAGCUGAUAAUAUGGAGUUCAUUUCUGAAGACGGUGUUGAUAAGAUCUUCACUGGCAAUUCCGACAACAAUUCAAAAGUUAUUGGUAUGUUUCCUCAGUCAAAGACCUGUCGUUACGUCCGAAUCUACCCACGAACAUACAAUGAGUAUCCCUGCAUGCGACUAGAAUUGAUCCGUGGAGAAUGUCAUGAUUUAUUUUGAAAAAAAUAAAAAAUAAACAAAUAAUUUGCAACAGU
Molecule: messenger RNA, 980 nt
Organism: Styela clava
Lineage: Eukaryota; Metazoa; Chordata; Ascidiacea; Stolidobranchia; Styelidae
Product: lactadherin-like
Source: RefSeq, a predicted model, not a curated record